Molecule: messenger RNA, 1287 nt
Organism: Pochonia chlamydosporia 170
Lineage: Eukaryota; Fungi; Ascomycota; Sordariomycetes; Hypocreales; Clavicipitaceae
Product: galactose-1-phosphate uridylyltransferase
Exons: 1
Coding region: 1-1287 (428 amino acids)
Biological process (GO): steroid metabolic process
Cellular component (GO): cytoplasm; membrane
Molecular function (GO): Delta24(24-1) sterol reductase activity; FAD binding
Source: RefSeq, a predicted model, not a curated record
AUGGAUCGGUUGGUAGAGACAACACUUCGUCAUAAUCUUGUUCCUCCAGUGGUUAUGGAGUUCCCCGGCAUCACAGCAGGUGGCGGAUUUUCCGGUACUUCUGGGGAAAGCAGCACAUUUCGCUAUGGAUUCUUCAACGAGACGGUCAUUGAAGCCGAAAUCAUUUUGGGGAAUGGAGAUAUUGUCCGGGCGUCAAGGGACGAAAGAGAGGACUUAUUCAGAGCUGCGGGUGGCGCUUUGGGCACACUAGGUAUUGUAACGCUCAUGAAGCUACGUCUCGUAGAGGCGAAGCAGUUCGUCUAUACAAGAUACACUCGCCUCAAUAGUGUCUCAGAGGCUCUUGAGAGCAUCCAACGGACGAAAGACGACCCAGAUGUGGACUACCUGGAUAGCAUGCUAUUUUCCAAGCAGCAUGCCGUCGUUAUUUCCGGACAAUUAACAAAUAAUCUACCAGCGGAUGCAGAGGUGCAAACAUUUAGUGACGCUGCCGAUCCGUGGUUUUACAUGCAUGUUCAGGAACAGACGAAUAGCAUUGCACCCGGGUCCGUGAUUGAGGAAUACAUCCCGCUCGCCGAAUACCUAUUCAGAUAUGAUCGUGGCGCUUUCUGGGUCGGCGAACAAGGCUACACUUAUUUCAAGUAUAUUCCUUUCAACAGCUUCUUCCGCUGGCUACUCGACGACUUUUCUCACACCCGCACCCUGUAUCACGCUCUACAUUGCACUGGAGUCUCUUCGCAGUUUGUCGUUCAGGACGUAGCGGUCGUCUAUAGGAAUGCUGAGAAGAUGAUAGACUUUAUAAGCGCAGAGCUGAACAUUUGGCCGAUUUGGCUUUGUCCUCUUGCCCCAGCCCGUGUGCCUUCUUUCCAUCCCGUUCUUCAUGGGGUAGACUUGGGCACCAAUUCGGGAUCUCUUUCCGAGCCGAUGCUGAAUAUUGGCAUUUACGGCUGGGGUCCGUCAGACGCUGACGAAUUUAUUACAAAGAAUCGCGCUGUUGAGAAAACGUUGAGUGAGUUGGGCGGGCGCAAAUGGCUCUAUGCACAUACGUUCUACACGGAACGGGAGUUCUGGGAUGUCUACGAUCGAGCGUGGUAUGAAUCUUUGAGAUUAAAGUAUCAUGCGACUAGUCUUCCGAGUGUAUACGACAAGGUUAAGCCCGUUCGGAAAGAGGGAAAGCAUUGGACUCAAAAAGUUGCUGAAAUGUGGCCUAUUGGUGGCCUGUAUGGGAUGUGCCGAGCUAUCACGUCAGGCGAUUACCGUCUACAUCGAGGAGCAAAGUGGAAAUGGUAG